AUGUCUCUAGCUAAAUCAGCUGCUAACAAAUUGGACUGGGCUAAAGUUAUAACCUCGUUGAAGAUCACUGGGAAGACCGCCACAGAGCUAUCUAGUUUCAAGAAGAGAAACGAUGAGGCCCGUAGACAGCUACUAGAGUUGCAACAACAGCCAGCUACCAUUGAAUUCGACCAGUACCGUUCGUUGUUAAAAAACCAGGCCGUGAUCGACCAAAUCGAGAGAUUCUGUAAGGCAUACACCCCUGUUACCAUCGACAGCUCCAAACAGAUCCAUACAAUUGAAUCUUUCCAACAACAUGCUCUGGCCAACGCUGAAGCUACAGAGAAGCUUGUCAACUCCGAACUGGCUACGUUAAAGGAGACUCUACAAAACAUUGAAAAUGCUAGACCAUUUGACGAAUUGACUGUCGACGAUUUAGUUAAGGCCAAACCUGAGAUUGAUGCUAAGGUUGAAGAGAUGGUCAAGAGAGGAAAAUGGGAAGUACCAGGCUAUGCUGAGAAGUUUGGUGGUUUGAAUGUUAUGUAG
Messenger RNA from Maudiozyma barnettii, 525 nucleotides. RefSeq names its product F1F0 ATP synthase subunit d (gene ATP7). Lineage: Eukaryota; Fungi; Ascomycota; Saccharomycetes; Saccharomycetales; Saccharomycetaceae. The record is from RefSeq and is a predicted model, not a curated record. The transcript has a single exon. The coding region runs from base 1 to 525 and encodes 174 amino acids. Gene Ontology annotation, molecular function: proton transmembrane transporter activity. Gene Ontology annotation, biological process: proton motive force-driven ATP synthesis.